Capronia epimyces CBS 606.96 is the source of this 2763-nucleotide messenger RNA. RefSeq lists its product as uncharacterized. Lineage: Eukaryota; Fungi; Ascomycota; Eurotiomycetes; Chaetothyriales; Herpotrichiellaceae. The transcript is spliced from 3 exons. Gene Ontology annotation, molecular function: structural molecule activity. The coding region runs from base 1 to 2763 and encodes 920 amino acids. Gene Ontology annotation, biological process: protein secretion; endoplasmic reticulum to Golgi vesicle-mediated transport; intra-Golgi vesicle-mediated transport. Gene Ontology annotation, cellular component: endoplasmic reticulum-Golgi intermediate compartment; COPI vesicle coat; endoplasmic reticulum. The record is from RefSeq and is a predicted model, not a curated record.
AUGAGUUACGCAAAGAAGGACGAGGACGCCGACCAUACCGGCUUCAAGCUGGACCGCACUGCGGUAUUCCAAGACGCUCGACUGUUCAACUCGUCCCCCAUAUCACCGCGAAAAUGUCGGACCCUUCUGACCAAGAUUGCCGUGCUUCUCUUCACGGGCGAGAAGUUCCCGACCAACGAAGCCACCACUCUGUUUUUCGGCAUUUCCAAACUGUUCCAGAACAAAGAUCCCUCCCUUCGUCAGAUGGUGUAUUUGGUCCUGAAAGAGCUCGCACACACCGCCGAAGAUGUCAUCAUGUCCACGAGCAUUAUCAUGAAGGAUAUGACGGUGGGCAGUGAGAUUGUGUACAAGGCAAAUGCCAUCCGUGCUCUGUGCCGAAUCAUCGACGCGACCACCGUCCAGGGCAUUGAGCGACUGAUCAAGACCGCGAUUGUCGACAAGUCUCCGGCCGUUUCCUCGGCCGCCCUGUUGUCCUCGUAUCACCUGCUUCCCAUCGCGAGAGACGUGGUCCGGAGAUGGCAGAGCGAGACCCAGGAGGCGGCCUCGUCGUCCAAGUCAGGAGGUGGCUUCCUCAGCUUCUCCACCGGCUCAUCCCACUCACUUGCCGCGGCCAGCACCAAUUACAUGAACCAGUAUCACGCCAUCGGCCUCCUCUAUCAGAUGCGCUCGCACGACAGAAUGGCUCUGGUCAAGAUGGUCCAGCAAUACGGGGCGGCCGGGGCCGUGAAGAGCCCGGCGGGAGUCAUGAUGCUGGUCCGACUGGCUGCUCGGCUCGCAGAAGAGGACCCGAGUCUUCGAAAACCCAUGAUGCAAAUGCUCGACACCUGGCUCCGCCACUCGAGCGAGAUGGUCAAGUUCGAAGCGGCCAAGGCCAUCUGCAACACGCCCGAUGUGACCGACGCCGAGGCUGCACAGGCCAUUCACGUCCUGCAGUCAUACUUGACUUCUCCACGCGCGGUCACCAAAUUCGCCGCCAUCCGGAUUCUGCAUGCCUUUGCUUCCUUCAAGCCGCAGGCGGUGCAUUCGGCGAACCCCGAUAUCGAAGCCCUGAUCUCCAACAGCAACCGAUCCAUCGCCACUUUCGCCAUCACCACUCUUCUCAAGACCGGAAACGAAGCCAGCGUCGAUCGUCUCAUGAAACAGAUCUCCAGUUUCAUGACCGAGAUUACCGACGAGUUCAAGAUCACCAUCGUCGAGGCGAUCCGGACCCUUUGCAUGAAGUUCCCCAGCAAACAGGCCGGCAUGCUUACCUUCUUGAGCGGCAUUCUCCGCGACGAGGGCGGCUACGAGUUCAAACGCGCCGUGGUGGAGAGUAUGUUUGAUCUGAUCAAGUUUGUCCCCGGCAGCAAGGAGGAGACGCUGUCCCACUUGUGCGAGUUCAUCGAGGACUGCGAGUUCACCAAGCUGGCCGUCCGGAUUUUGCAUCUCAUCGGGGUGGAAGGACCCAAAACGCCUCAGCCCACUAAAUACAUCCGCUACAUCUACAACCGCGUCGUUUUGGAAAAUGCCCUCGUCAGGGCGGCCGCAGUGACGGCCCUGUCCAAGUUUGGAGUGGGACAGAAAGAUCCCGAGGUCAAAGAGAGCGUCCGAGUGCUUUUGAAACGAUGUCUGGACGACACGGAUGACGAGGUGCGGGACAGGGCGGCUCUGAAUCUGCGGUUGAUGCAAGAGGACGACGACAUUGCCGAACGGUUUAUCAAGAAAGAUACCAUGUUUUCUUUGUCCACCUUUGAGCACAAACUCGUCAUAUACGUCUCGGCCGACGACAAAUCUAUCUUCAGCCAGCCCUUCGACCUCAACUCGGUGCCGGUGGUGUCGCAGGAGCAAGCCUUGGCCGAGGAACGAACGAAGAAGCUGACGACCGCCACCCCUACUCUGAAGGCUCCCAGCACAGGAGCGACGAAACCAAAGGCCAAUGGCUUCGCAGAGACGCCGUCGGCGGCUGCAGCGGCUCAAAAAUACACGCAGAUUUUCUCCAGAAUACCCGAGCUUGCCGCCUAUGGACCUGUCCUCAAGUCGAGUGACGUGGUCGAGCUCACCGAGAGUGAGACCGAAUACGUGGUUUCUUCCGUCAAACACAUAUUCAAGGAGCACGUGGUUAUUCAGUAUGACAUCAAGAACACGCUCGAUCAAACGGUGCUGGAGAAUGUCACCGUUCUGACAUCGCCGUCGGAGGAUGAGGAGCCGAGUCUGGAGGAGGAGUUCAUCAUUCCUGCGACCGCCUUGAAAACCAACGAGCCUGGCGUGGUCUAUGUGGCUUUCAAGAAGCUGGGAGGCGAGCAGUCGUUCCCGACCACGACAUUCUCCAAUGUUCUCAAGUUCACCAGCAAAGAAGUCGAUCCGACAACGGGUGAAGCUGAAGAAGGUGGCUACGAGGACGAAUACGAAGUGGAAAACCUCGAGCUCACCGGCGCGGACUUUGUGCUGCCUGCAUUUUCCGGCAGUUUCGACCACAUCUGGGAAGGAACCGGCGCCAAUGGCGAAGAGGCCAGUGAGACGCUACAGCUGGCGACCAUCAAGAGCAUAACAGAUGCGACGGAACAACUGGCCCAGAGUCUCAGCCUGCAGCCUCUGGAGGGCACGGACGUGGCUCUCUCGAAUACGACGCACACACUCAAGCUGUACGGCAAGUCUGUCACGGGUGGACGAGUCGCGGCGCUCGUCAAGAUGGCAUACUCUGCAAAGUCGGGCGUGACGGUCAAGGUUUCUGUUCGGACGGAUGAAGCGGGCCUGGCGACGUCAGUCAUCUCUGUUUUGUUGUAG